Molecule: messenger RNA, 1205 nt
Organism: Cydia fagiglandana
Lineage: Eukaryota; Metazoa; Arthropoda; Insecta; Lepidoptera; Tortricidae
Product: gametocyte-specific factor 1-like
Exons: 5
Coding region: 157-603 (148 amino acids)
Source: RefSeq, a predicted model, not a curated record
UCUACUUCAUCUACUUGUUGCCUUCCCCCGUCGCGAAAAAUAUUUCUGUGAAUUUUUUCAUUUCAUUGUGUAGUCAAAAUUUGUGGUGUUAAUCGACGUCAAAAACGGAUCUUGUAAAAUUUUCUGGCAAAACGAGAAAGAUUAAUUGAUUCAGCAAUGUACUCCACCAUAAAAAACCCGAAGCCGCACGACAUGAUGACGUGCCCGUACAACAAGGCGCACCAAGUGGAGCACUACCGUAUGCACAUCCACCUCCAGAAGUGCAGGAAGCAGUACCCCAACUGCUCCAAGACUACGUGCCCGUUCAACGCUACCCAUGUUAUCAACGAUGCAGAAUUGGAUUACCACGUGUCGUCAUGCCCGGACCGCUUCCUAUUUGAUACGCAGAAGUAUAUAGUGGAAGAUGAGGUGCCGCAACGAGAACUGCCCCCUAUCCCAGUGGUGGAGUGCGAGGAAAAUUGGGAAACUGAGCAAGCGGCCUCAUACGUUCCAGACACCACUGCUAAGUCUCACAUCAUUUCUAAAGUGAAAGGCGCCACGCCGUCGGAGCGGCGGCGCGCGCGGCUCGAGGGCGUGAGGAACUACCGCCCCCUCGAGAACUGAAGCCACCGAGCUUCUUGCCCGUUCUUCUCAAGCCAGACCGGUCUGUACAGCCCCAUUUAAAGCCGUAACAGACGGACGUACAGGCGAUCUUGGUCCGAUCAAAAUAUCUCUUUCUCGUCACGUAGCCCCCAUUCGCACGAGAGCUAUUUCAACGCGCGUUAAAAAAGCGCUUGAAUCUGUCCGCACUCUAAAUUCGAUUUAACGACCAAGGUUUAAAGUCGAAAAUCCAACAACGCUUGGUAAAAAGCGCCACCGCUGUCGUGUGAAUACAUACAUGGUUAUCCAUUUGUGUCAUUCAAACGCUUUUUUAACGCGCGCCGACAAAGCUGCCGUGCGAACGGGGCCUAAAGGACGUACGGUUGACCACCUUACACACGGUCAAACCGGACCAAGGUCGCGGUCCGGUACACCCGUCUGUUACAACUUUAAUAAGGGGCUUAACACACUACGCUGCGCAAAUCAGAAGUUACCGAAUACGACCAAAACGAGAACUCUUUGCUUAAGUUCAAACAUGUUAUGUUUUUUUUCAAUUCUAUGCUAAAUUAAUCAAUUUGUGUGUAAUCAAUGUGUCUAUUUUAAAAAUAAACUGGAUGUGAUCUGAA